AAUAGGUACAAUCAUCAUCAUCAUCAUCACUAGAUGAGACAGCCGGUUAGCUUUCCCUCUUUUCUUAGGCUUAUCCCUGUAAGCAAUACGAUACUUCUGAGUGCUUAAGUCCUCUACCUCUAGACUACGUCGAUCUAAGAAUGGCCACGCUGCUGGUGCGGAGGAUGGUGCAGAAAAAGAACUUGCGCAAGAGAAGUACUAUCCGGAGGGCUUCAACCGUGAAGGGGGAGUAGAGUUUAAGAGUAAGUUCUUUUAUUCACACUUUUCUGCAUAAGAUACAAGAAAUUCCUUUCAGUUUUACAGAGGAGUCGUUUCUUGAAUUCUAAGGCUUACGAGAUCAUCGUGCAUAGGUUGAAAAACAGCUUAGAAAAUUAUUAGGAAAGAAAAUUUUUUUCUAAGGAUGAAAUGUCGGCACGACGCACGAGUCUCGAUUAAGUUGAUAUCAACAACUGCUCCGAAGAGUAACAAGACCUAAAUUUUUAUAAUUAAUAUGAGAAGUGGGCCCCGGACCUGACGAGCAAGUCCACAGCUCUAAGAAGUGCAAUGACCUCGACAAGGUGUACAACGAAGCGAGAGCUUUAGAGGACAGCAAGCUUUUGCAAGUUAAGGCUAGUCAGGAGCCAUUAUGUAUCAGGGUAUCAGGGUAUGCGCUUUGUUUACACUGAUUGUGGGUAGUAAGCGUUCUCCCUUUCGUGUACUACACUUUCGGGGACGCCUCUUGGAUGUACUCACCCGUGGAGGCAGUCUUCAGUCCAGCUUGAGGGGUAGAACUUUCUUAAUAAGGGGUAGAACUAGAAACUAGAUGAAAGGGAGUCUUCCUAUGAUCCCCGCAAUUAUUAGCGGGGAGACAAAUAAUCGAAAACAGGAAAUUAUAACUGAGUUACUAACUGAAAUAAGGGGCGUAACUUUUAAAGGCUAUUCUUUGUUCUUCAGUAUCUCGGUUCUUCUCGUUUGUAGUUACUUGCCUACUUUACUUUAUCGAAUAGAAAUACAUAGGGAUUGCUUGGCGUGCGCUAAGAGAGACGCAGAGGGCGGAUCGCCUGCUCAAAUCGAAAGCAGUGUUAUGGUCAGCUUUUCUCUAUCUCACUCGGCAUCUUGGUACUACCCUUUUGCAGCCCUCCCCUGUAUUAUAUUCCUAUGAAUUUGCUAGGACCACCAAGGUAAAAAAUUAGGGGGUUCGGCCGCCCAGAUGGUAGAUUGGGGUCGUUGUAACACGAGAAGAAGGUAGAUUAGGAAGUGGUGCUCUCUAACCAGUGGAAGGCGCUUUGGAGACAGUUGACCAUCGCAGAAUUUGAUAAAAUGCAGGACACCAAGUGCCAAAACACAGAUGGGCCACUCCAAGGCAAAAUCACUCUUAAGUCCUGGAGUAGUUGUCGACUCUUGUCUCGUCUCUGUUUCCUAGUCUCUCGGUCCGAAUCAUGUCUAAGUGAUUUCUAUUCAACAUUUUCAACUAUAAAAACGCUUGAGAAACCGUGAAAGGGAAUUCAUUAUUGGUUGGCUAGACGAGGGAGUACAAAAAAUAGUGAAAAUAUUUCGGACCACAACAUCAGUUCACAACAGGUCAUUGUAACUUUUUCAACGUCGACUCAACUAAGGCUUCUAAUUGUAGUAAGUAGCAGUAGGAUCAUCCUCUUGACAUGAGUCUUGAUCGUCUCUGAGAGUGAUCUCCUUGAAGAAAUGUUUGAACCUUUUCUGAUAGAAAUUCGAAACGAAUACUUUUUUUUUAAGAGCACGUAUUUAAUGAUUGGACCUUUUCUGAUAGAAAUGACAGCUGAGGAAACUACGAUAGCUAGUAUGACACCAGUCGAUGACACGUAGCCUACACGAAUCUUGUGGUUAAUAUGAAACGAGCCUUAAUACAACAGGCCAAUGGCAAAAAAUUUUAGUUGUUUAGGCGUUGAUCUGUUCUCUUAUCAGAUCUCUUAGAAGAUUCUAAUGAGACCAAGAUGCUGAAAGCCUUCUUCCAUAACAGGGCGAAAAAACAAGGGAACGAAAAUUCUCUGGUGAAAUCGAAGGAAAACCUUGAAGAGGGCCGGCGCAAACUCGCGGAACAAAGACACAAGGGCUAAGGCUCUUUUUUACAGACGAAACGCAUCUCCUUCUUUCCAGUGACUGAGUCCACAAUAAUUUUGUUUUUUCCUCCAUACUUCACUUGCUUCGGCGAUGCUGGUAAGCCGAAGCUCACAGGCCCAGUCACCGACACCCAGCCCUCAUCUUCUGACCACUACAACUUGAUUCUAUAUAUUAGUUUACCAGUCCUCUUCAUACUACUUAAUCAGUUCUUGCGCCCUUUCAUUAUUUAGCUUUCUUCAUGAUCUUUUUCUUGUAUUUAAGGGAAACGGAUAUCAUGAAGCGAAGCACGGGGGUUUAUUCGGGAUAUGUUGUUCACCUACCAAUACAUAGGGUUAGUAGUUUCUCUCUAUUGUGUUGUGUUCACCUGCCAAGAAGAUGGGUUUACCACAAUUAUUGUUUAGUGAGGUCGAGUUCGAGUACAUUCUAAGAGGCCACGGAGGUGGCGGAGGAAGAAGCCGAACUUGAGAAGCUAGAAAAGACGUGGAUAGGCAAGUGGAUCUUCAUGGUGAAGAGGUAUUGUAUGGCUGCUUAUUUGAUUGUUCAUGGUAGCUUUUCCUUUGUUGUUCAACUAGGUUCACCUUGCAAGAACUUCUUCUUGCUCGUCAUCUGUACAAUGUUGGAGUAGGACCUCAUUCUCAAGUCGGACACCGAUAACUAGGCCGCAACGUCAUUAUAGAUCUAUAUUUGUGUGUAGUGGUACUCAAGAACAUGUGUGGCGGCGUGUGCCGAGGCACGGCCCCAUUCUAUCCUAUUGAUUUAUGCUUUCCUAACUCAGAAACAGAAGAAGAUCUAAAAUUUUAUUUCGCGCUGCCGUUUAUAUUUCCCUUGGUGUAGCUGUUUUUGCCCUUUGGUGUCGCUCUGAGAGUUUCAUUCUCUAAUACCUGCAAGUGUCCGUCUGCAAGUGUGCCAGGGAGCGCGCCGGCUGCCGUUCCAGAGGGAGAAAAUCGUAAAGAGCAAGGUGAAGUUGCUGGAGAAACAGCGCCGGAGGCUUCACCACAUCAAGAAUCUGCUAGUAUACAGCAAGCACCUGCACCACCAGACUCUGCACAACCAGACACUGCACCACCAGACCCUGCACAACCAGACCCUGCACAACCAGACCCUGCACAACCAGACCCUGCACAACAAGUACCACCUGCUAGCCCAGAAGGAACGCCUCCUGGGGUUUCCGAGGUGAAGGAGGAGGGCAAAGCGAGCAACGGAGAUGUUAAGGCUGCUAAUCUCCGAGCUCUUCUGUAGUAUUUAACCCAGUCAUCUUCCCCUACUAAACAAGGCAUCUCAGGGAUAGCUUCGAAAAAGGGCAGUUACUUAUAAUUUAUCGCGUAGCGAUGUUAAAACAAUUUGCAACACCUCAUGCUAGGCACAUGCAUUCACUCAGUCACUCACUCACUCACUCACUCACUUAUAACCUCAUACAUAAAUAUUUGGAUUGCUUAGCAGAGUCCAUAUACAUUCUAUUUGUAUUUGUCCAUAAUGUCCGUUGCAACAGGAGCCAUCUACAAGACAAGAGGCAUUCACAGGAAAAGUAUACGAGUACUUUCCGCGACGCUUAAAGUACAUAAAGAAAAAAUGACCGGUUAACUUUUCCGCCAUUUCCUAGGUCUAUCCCACCAUGCAACGACUAUUGUCGUUUCCAAUGUAGACGGUAAUAUCAUUAGAUAUUGGCGCCAAAUCUAGACGGUUGGCUUAGCGGUACCAUUAUUCGCUCUAAGUUCGACGGGGAGGAGAACAACAGCGGGAGCCCGCAGCCGCCGAUUUCCGAAGGGGUCACGCCGGAAGAUCACGCCGAUACCACAGGGGCUGGUCGGGACGCCGCUAGCACAGCGAUACCACAGGUGACCAAUCCACAAGCCGUUCAGGACGGAGACGCAGAGGGUGGUGAAGAUAUCGCUGUGAAGAUAUAAUCGUGUGGAUAAACUGUUUGGAAUUUUCGAAUUUGUCUGAAGAAAUGUACAGUAUUUUGGUCGUCCUCGGUUCAUUUCAUUGCUUGGAUGAAUGUUUAGAAUUCAUAACGAUCUGUCUUUGGAGGGCUGUGAAGAGGAUAUAAUAUCUUCGUAGUUAGGUCGGCUCUCCAACAAUUUAUAACGAUGUAUCUACAACUAGCGCUAGCCAGCUGCUUAAUACAGUAAUAUACUAAGCGUGUUUCAGCCAGGAUGUCACUUCAGGAUGGCUUUCCAGCAUAUCUCCUUCUUCAGAGGAUACGACAUCUUAAGGAACAACUCUAAGAUGAAAACGGGGAGCAAUCCCGAAGCGUCUUCAGGUACCGAGGCCGGAGCUUUAAGGCACACAAUAGUUUAGUCCCACAGCACAUCUUGCUCUUGUUUUGAUCUGAUUAGGAUCUCAACUAGACUAGGAUCUCACUAGGAUCUCACUUAGACUAGGAUCUGAUUACAUCAGGAAUAAAGAUCUGAAGAUUAGGCUCAGUCCCACAUUAGCUCAUCUCGCUCCUGUUCCUCCUUGGGAUUCGAUUCGGAUCUUAACUGAUGAUCGCAAAAGGUGAACGCACAAAGUGGAAUAGAAGGGGCUACUCGAUAAGCAGUAAGAGUAUCGGUUGAAGUGACUGGUAAUGAAGAUGUGGCUGAUUUGCUCCUCUAACAGCAGGUCCCAAGGCAGAGGGGGCCAAUUUUCUGGCCGGCAAAGGAUCUGCUAAAUUUAUGGGUGUUUGUAGGGAAUUCUUUCAUCAUCUCUCAGAUGACUCAUAUCUGAGAGAGAGAGAACAAGGCAAGAGGAAAAAAGCACCUCCCAGAUGAAUUUCCUUGAGAGAUAUUGAAUUUCCCACGGAGACCUCUAACAAAUCUGUUGCAGAGGGAGGCGCUGUUGCAGGGGACGGCGCUGUUGCGGAGGGCGGCGCUGUUUUUGCACGGACCCCCCUCCUUCGCGGGUCUGUACAAGUAAUGCGAGGCAAAGGCAAACCUGGUGUUAAGGACUUGUUGUUUUGAUAUAGUACUUAAUAAUAUCUAGUAGAUCAUCCCUCAUAAAAAUCAUCCUAGGUCUAUCUCUCCAAAGAAAAUACUUAGUAACUACUAAAUACAAGAAGGGGGCCCCGAUUAUUUAUAGGAUCCCUAACUUUACCUAACCUAAAUAGGAGCUACAGAACUCAUAGACAGUAAUCAUAGCGGAGAUGGAGCUGCGCGACUGUUUUCGAAUAGGACCGCGACAGAUGGGAAAAGAUCAGACACAACUGGGUCUACAACUCUAAUCUAAUCCUACAGUAGCUAGUAGUUUACACUGCACUGCGUCCUAACUCUGUACAAUGACUUGAGUUAUAGCCUCAAGACUUUCUCAUGGGGAAUAAUAUCUACUUUCACAGGGAAUGAUAAUCCUUGAUCGGAGGGCACAGGUUUCAUUUUUUUUCUCUGAUUUACUUGUCUACUACUUCUAAUAGCGGCAAAGGUGGCAGCAAACGAAAAGCGCGCAGUCCGAUGGGGAAAGAACCUCAGCAAGUCAAGGAUGAAUUUAGUGAUGGUAACUCCUGCGCAGACGGCUCCUGCAGCGGAUCUUUUAGGUAGGACUACUACAGUUGCAGUACUGGUUGCACUUUACUGAACGAUAGAAAAAGUUAGAGCCAUGCGGUCUAAUUUCUGAUACUCUUUGCAGGUCGUCGUGGUUAGUAUGUUCCUGAUUUUUGAUACUCUUCGCAGGUCGUCGUGGUUAGUAUGUUCCUGGACAAUACUAGCAAAGAGAUCUCCCAGUUAAGACAGAAUCCUAGCAGGUCAACUCUAGUAUUGAACACACAAGCUGCGAGAUCAUCAUCAGUGGAUCGACUCUACUACAGCUCAGUGCUCGUAGAAGUAGUGACUUACUAACCCGAACUUUUCCUUGCCAAUCCUUUUGACCCGAAAUUUUUAUUUUACCUCAAUCAUGAUCAGGUGAUGACCCGAAAUGUUACCUCCAUCAUCAGGUGAAAGACUAUACGAUAUGAAGAAGAGAUGGUAAAAUUGGAGUGGAUCUAGGUGAAAUGGAGUGGAUGCGUCAGUGGGUGUGCUGUGUACCUUCACCUAUUUCGAUUAGCUGGAGUCGUGAGGUACCUUCACCUAUUCUGCUUAUAUAUAAUUCUUAGAGGUGCGGUCGUGGUACACGUCCGCGUCCAAUUGAUAUAGUGUUGCAAGAUGAAUUACUUAAAAAUAUUAUCAAAGAUUCUGAACACUGUUCCUCACGAUGAACAGUGUUCAGAAUCUUUGAUAAUAUUUUUAAGUAAUAUUGUAGUUUUGAAAUUUUUGUUUGUUAUUCUCAUCCCCAUUGUUCAGAAUUUCCGAUCCACAGACUUUUCUCUCGACACCCACAGGUCCAGCCCUGAUGAAGAAUCAGUUGUCAUGAAGAACCAGUCCUGAUGAAGAAUCAGUUGUCAUGAAGAGUCAGUUGUCAUGAAGAAACAGUCCUAAUGAAAAAUCCUUUUGUUCACAAUGGGAAGUACUGUGCAUAUUCUGAAAGACCACUAUGCCAUCUGAAGGAGCACCAUGCCAUCUCAAGGACUUUCUAGUAAUGAGCUUUGUUUCUUCAGGUGAUCAAAUGAAGUUUCUAAGGUUUCAGAUUCCCUAGUACAAAAGUUUCUUGAUCUUGUUCAUGCUAGACACCUGAUUUAAAUACCUAAACCAAUGACAGAUAUUCAUAGUUUAUCAUAAUCUAUUCCGAGUUCGUCAUAUUAAAAAUCUGUAAACCAAAUGCUGGCACUAUGAGCCUACAAACUAAAAGUGUAAACCAGAUUUGCUAAAUAUUAUCCAAGAUUUAUGAAUUGAAAAUAAGACAAUUCUUGUCAUAAUUCCUCGCUGUUAUGUAGGAGCUUGCAUUGAAAUUAUCUGUUGUCCUAAAGAAGUCAGCUCUUUUUUUGUCUAAGGUCUUGAAUCUUGUCGGUCCGAUGUGAAAAUUGUUGUUACGUUUAUCUAUGCUUCGUUUUCGUAUGGGUCAUCAACUGAUGUCCACCUCAUAUCUCUCCACACAACCUCAAUUUAAUUCAAAUUUGUUGCACGAACACACCUCCAAAUUGCGAAAAAGAGAAGUAGCGUCCGUAGUGAAGAAUUUCUCGCAAAGAUUUCCUUGACUGCAUAAGAAUGAAACGAAAAUUUGACAUUUAAUCCAUCGUGCAGCGCAGUCUAGCGCAUUCUUGGUGAACGUAGAAAUAUGAAUGCUUGAAAAGUCAAGGAUUGUGCUCGACCUACAAGGAACAUCCCUGAGAAGUGCAUGUUGUGCCUGGUAUGAAAAAGAACAAAGUCUGAGCUGUCUGUACUCUACUAUAACUUCUGCCAAUUAUCCGGUUCUCGAUGCGCAGGGCUGAGGCGGGAGCCCCUGACUGCUUGAUUGAUUGAUUCAUUGCUUGAUUGUUCCUUCGUUAUCCAGCACCGCCGCUCGUUAGACGGCCGCAUAUUGUUGAUUCAGUGCUUGAGGUUCCUUGUAACAGACUACGUUAGGCGACUAGCCUCCGGCCUUUUGCUAUAGAUGAUCUUUUGCGGGCUAGGUCAGCGGGAACGCAGUCGUGCUUGCACAGCCCAGAGUUGGCCCUGGGUCUGUUUGUUCCUCCGUUAUCCAGCACCGCCGCUCGUUAGACGGCCGC
Amoebophrya sp. A25 is the source of this 7621-nucleotide messenger RNA. The record is from the annotation of a GenBank genome assembly. Lineage: Eukaryota; Dinophyceae; Syndiniales; Amoebophryaceae.